AUGCGAGCACUCACUGCUUCUGAUUACUUUUUAGCCUCGGGGGCUGCAGGUGCGCUCACCUCGAUCCUGACAAAUCCAAUAUGGGUGAUCAAAACUCGUAUGCUUUCGACGGGCUCACAAGCCCCGGGUGCAUAUUCCUCAUUUAGAUCAGGGGCCAAACAAAUAUACAGUUCUGAGGGAGUACAAGGUUUCUAUCGCGGCCUUGUCCCAGCCUUGUUUGGGGUCAGCCACGGCGCUCUACAAUUCAUGGCCUAUGAACAGUUGAAACUGGUUCGCUCUCGGUCACUAUGGAAUAGUCAUCAGGGAACGGAACUUCGACCAGCGACACGGGAACUCAACAAUAUCGACUUCCUUACGCUGUCCAGCCUCUCAAAGAUCUUUGCAGGGUGUGUCACCUAUCCGUACCAAGUGAUCAGAUCUCGCUUACAGACUUAUGACGCCCAUCUACUAUAUCGCGGUGCCACCGAUGCUAUCAUGCAGGUCUGGGCCCGUGAGGGGAUCUCCGGCUUCUAUAAAGGGCUGGGGCCCAACCUUGUUCGGGUCUUACCAAGCACCUGGGUCACCUUUUUGGUUUAUGAGAACACCAAGGUUAUUUUACCUAGAAUAGCAGCCAAGAGGAUAGAUUAG
This is a messenger RNA of Penicillium angulare, 627 nucleotides long. Its product is annotated as putative mitochondrial folate carrier protein Flx1. The coding region runs from base 1 to 627 and encodes 208 amino acids. Gene Ontology annotation, cellular component: mitochondrion. The record is from RefSeq and is a predicted model, not a curated record. Gene Ontology annotation, molecular function: FAD transmembrane transporter activity; folic acid transmembrane transporter activity. The transcript is spliced from 2 exons. Gene Ontology annotation, biological process: folate import into mitochondrion; nucleotide transport. Lineage: Eukaryota; Fungi; Ascomycota; Eurotiomycetes; Eurotiales; Aspergillaceae.